Messenger RNA from Antrostomus carolinensis (chuck-will's-widow), 1049 nucleotides. RefSeq names its product patched domain containing 3 (gene PTCHD3). The transcript has a single exon. Gene Ontology annotation, cellular component: membrane. The annotation marks the transcript as partial. Lineage: Eukaryota; Metazoa; Chordata; Aves; Caprimulgiformes; Caprimulgidae. The record is from RefSeq and is a predicted model, not a curated record.
GAGUUGGUGUCGAUGACAUGUUCAUCAUGAUUGCUACCUGGGAGCAAAGCUCAAGGAAAAAAGAGAAAUCCAAUAUUAAAUCUCUGCUGGCCGAGACUUACGCAGAAGCAGCACUUUCUGUCACCAUCACCACUCUCACAGAUGUUUUGGCCUUCUUCAUUGGCACCUGGACUGCUUUUCCGUCCGUGAGAUCGUUUUGCCUCUAUACAGGCACCGCUUUUGUCUUCUGCUAUUUAUAUACCCUGACCUUCUUUGGGGCAAUUAUUGUAUUAAAUCAUAAAAGGGAGCAAGGAAACCGGCACUGGCUAACUUGUAUGCCUGUGGGAGUAGAUGAGGAUCGGGCGGACAAGUCCUGCUUGUACAAUGCUUGCUGUAUAGGCAGCUGUUCUAGGCAGUCCUCUCAGCCAGGAAGUGAACAUCCAAUGAGCGUAUUCUUCAGAAAGUACUACGGCCCUUUCUUCACCAAUAAAUGGAUCAAGCUGCUUGUGGUGGUGCUGUACGCAGCGUAUUUGGGUGGCAGCAUUUAUGGAUGUACUCAGAUCAGGGAAGGCAUCGAUCUUCGAAAUCUGGCGAGUGAUGGCUCCUACGUUAUUCCAUACUAUGACGACGAGGACAAAUACUUCUCAGCGUAUGGACCCAGGGUGAUGGUUGUCAUUACGGAAAGUGUAGAUUACUGGAAUGAGACUGUUCGUCUUGGCAUUGAGAACUGCACACAGAAUUUAGAGGGCAUUUCCUAUGUAGAUAAGAACCUCUCAGAGUCAUGGCUGAGAGCAUACACAACAGCUGCUCAAAGUGGUUGGAUAAAUAUAAGCAAUAAGACUCUUUUCAUUAAUAACUUGCCUAGCCUGUUCCGCUUUGUUCCCAGCUUUGAGUGGGACAUUAACAAGACUCAGGAUGAAAUAGAAGCUUCACGUUUCUUCAUCCAGACAGUGAACGUGACCUCAGCCGUUGAUGAGAAGAAUCUUCUCAAUGAGUUAAGAGAGACGGCCGAGCAGUGCAGUAUUCCGUUAAUGGUGUACCACCCAGCGUUCAUCUACUACGAUCAGUAC